Molecule: messenger RNA, 336 nt
Organism: Phytophthora infestans T30-4
Lineage: Eukaryota; Oomycota; Peronosporomycetes; Peronosporales; Peronosporaceae
Exons: 2
Coding region: 1-336 (111 amino acids)
Source: RefSeq, a predicted model, not a curated record
AUGGUACAGAUCGAAGCCAAGAAGCCUUGGCGCUUUGUGUUCCGCUGCCUCGAUGUUCCCUUUAACUUCGCGCGGAGCCAUGAUCCGUUUGAUGUCUUCUUCAUGCGCUGGGACGAGUUCUGGCUCGUUCAUGGUCAUGCCGUGUGGGAACGUAACUUCUGGCAGCCCUUCGUGCCUCGCUCAACCGAGUAUUACCGCCGAAAGUGGCGACAAACUCGAGCUCAACGCGCUUUCCGUGAACUGGCGACGGAUCUGGUGAAGCGACUUGGUGAGGGUUAUCCUCAGGAUCUCGGCAAGUUGCUGCAGGAAGGCUGGUGUAUUUGGAGACUCGAGUGA